AUGGAGAGUCCACUGAAUUUCGAAGUAGAUUCUUAUGAUAGAUUAACCUCCAAUCAUAUAUCUCAGCUCCUGUCUGGAAAAGACUUAAAUCUUGAUGACUCUGAAAUGCAUUAUUUAAGUAGCAUUAUUGAUUUUAGUUGGCAUAAUAUGGCGCCGAAUCUAAAGCAAAUCAUUUUAUCUUCUGAAAUGAAUUUUCAAGGCGAAAUUAUUAAAAUUCGUUAUUUAGAUGAAAGAAUUCCAAAAGCUUUUGAAUCAAUUUCUACCCAACAGAUCAUACAAAUUUUAAGUUCUGAAAUGUUAGUAGUUGGAAAGAAGCUAGAAAGUAGCGUUAAUUUCUAUAUUGAUCGUAAAUUCAUCCCCGAGGAUGCAAAAUUGAUUGAUUUUGAUUAUAAAUUUGGAUAUGAUUAUAUACACAAUUAUUUGACAAUUGAUGAACUUACUUUGAAUAGAACUAUGAACUUAACUUUGGAAGAAUUUACAAAUAAAUUCCUUAAUCAAAGUUUUGAAGCUCAGUGCAUGAUUUUUGAUCAAGUCUUGUCAAAUAUUUAUUUUAAAUCAAUUAUUAUUGAUCCUAUUAAAGAUGAAUAUAAAUUUUUACAUAAAACUUCGGAUGAGUUGAUUGAAAAAUCCGAAAAAGACAAGAUUGUUAUUUUGUCAUCGGAAGCAGGUGCUGGUAAAACUGUCACAUUUCAACAACUUGCAAUUAAGAUUAAAGAAAUGUUUCCAACUCGAUGGGUUUCAUUUAUUGAUUUAAAAGAUUAUAUUAAAUUUUAUAUGAGAAAUGAAAUUGUUGAGAAUGUUGAAAGUUUAUUAGAAAAUAUCUUUAAUUUAAAUUUUGAUAAAAAUGAAUUUGAAUGGCAAGUUUUUGUAGAAUCUUUUAGAAUUGGAAAUGUAAUUUUGCUAUGGAAUGGAUUCGAUGAAAUCUCACCAGCAUAUAAUAAUUUUAUUAUAAAUGUAAUUGAAAGGAUUUAUAAAAAUACUAAAAAUAUUCAAUUUGUCUGCACUCGGCCACUUUAUAGUAAACAAUUGAGAGAUACUUUAAAAUUGAUUGUAAGUUCUGGAUUUUCAGUCAGUAAUGAACAGAUGAGUAAUGAGCAUUCAAGCUCAGAAGGCAUGUCAGUUGUGACAACAACUCAAUCACCAGUCGGAAAAGCAUUGAAUUUUAUUAAUUCUGCAAAUUUCUCAGUAAAAACUUCAAUGACUGAAAUGUGUCAACUUAUGCAUGAAUAUGUAGGAAGGAAAAAGAUGGAAAAAUUCUCUGAAAAAUCUGAAUGUAUGAGACAGAAAUUGAGAAUUGAAGAAUCAGAAAAUCGAGUAGAAUGCAAUGAAAAUCCAAAGCCUGAAAAUUCAAUGAUGAUGCCUGAAAAUAAACCAAAAGUUCUUGCAUUUGGAUUUGCUGACAUUCUGUGUGACAUGCCAUUGUUUAAUAAAACUAUUGAUGCUCAAUUUGAUCGAACCUUGAACCUCUUUAAGCGUAUUUUUAAGCCUGAACAAGUUCCAUGCAUGAAAUACAAGCUUAAUGGACUAAAAUCUGAUUCUCCUUUAGUCAGAGACUUGGAAUCAUCUGAGGAAUUAUCAGUAAUCCUCCUUUGUCAAGCUUUCUUCGACACAUUCCAAUUUAGAGUCAUUGACACGUUAGUCAAGCAAGAUACAGCAAUAUUUGAUAAAUUAGGCAUUUCUAUGUGCAUGAAGAUGAACAUGAAGAUGAAUAUGAAGGAACAUGAGACAAAACGAGCUUAUGAGCUUGGAAUUAUGGCAUGGGAAAUGCAAGAAGAUGCAGUUAUGGACCAGAUGAGAGCUGCAAAUUUUGAUUUCAAGCGUACGUUUAUUUCAGGCAUGCUUGAGUGCUAUUUGAACAAUAUGUAUGGAAUGUAG
Molecule: messenger RNA, 1875 nt
Organism: Chironomus riparius
Lineage: Eukaryota; Metazoa; Arthropoda; Insecta; Diptera; Chironomidae
Source: the annotation of a GenBank genome assembly